Molecule: messenger RNA, 3009 nt
Organism: Knipowitschia caucasica
Lineage: Eukaryota; Metazoa; Chordata; Actinopteri; Gobiiformes; Gobiidae
Source: the annotation of a GenBank genome assembly
AUGGUAAGGCUAGCCAAAGGAGCUAACAAGCAGGCUACACAGAAGGCUAACCCUCCUGCAGAGGAGCUGGACGAUGAGAACAAUGAGGGGGAGGUAAAUGAAGACGCAGCUGAGGAGGUUCCAGAUGAGACUGAUGGAGCUGCUGUUGAAGACACUUUCCCUCAAGACGACGACGAGGAGGAUGAGGAGGAGGAGGAGGAGGAAGAAGCAGUAGAAGCUGAGGAAGAUAACAACCACUCUGAAAAACGGAAAGCCGAUUCCGAAGAAGACUCUCCAGACGCUAAGAAAGCAAAACCUGAGGAGCCAGAGUUUUGUCUCAUCGUUGGAAACCUGAACACAAGUAAAGAAGAUGAUGAACUGAAAGAGUCAUUAAAGGGGUUCUUUGCAGAAAACAGCCUUGAGGUCGUAGAAGUCCGGAUAAGGGAAAAGGAGAAAGGGCAAAAGUAUGGUUAUGUGGACUUUGCUUCUGAAGAGGAUUUGGAUAAGGCCCUUGAGCUCAAUGGACAGACACUGUUGGAUCAAGAACUGAAACUGGAAAAAGCACCCAGUCAAGACUCAAAAUUUGAGGAAAGGAAAGAGAAAAAUGCUCGUACACUGUUUGCUAAAAACCUGCCCUUCUCUGCUACACCUGAGGAGCUGAAAAAGGCCUUCAAGGAGGCUAUAGAUUUGAGAAUACCAACGGGAGACAAAAACAAAGGCAUUGCAUACAUAGUAUUUGAGUCUGAAGCUGUGGCAGAGAAAGUGAUGGAGGAGAUAAAUGGAACUGAAAUACUGGGAAGAACCGUCAGACUGGACUUUGUUGGAGAGAAAAGCAAGAAUAAGAGAGGUGGACAGUUCAAAACCUUAUUUGUCAGAGGUCUUUCUGAAGACACAACUGAUGAGACUCUGAAAGAAGCCUUCAAAGGUUCAGUCUCAGCCAGGAUUGUGUCGGAUAGGGAAACUGGGGUGUCUAAGGGGUAUGGUUUUGUGGAGUUUGAAACGGAGAAGGAUUGCACUGCAGCUAAAGAGUCCAUGGAAGAGGGGGUUAUGGAGGCUUUGGCGGUGGCCGGGGUGGUGGUGGUGGUUGGGGUAGAGGGGGCUUUGGAGGAGGCUAUGGAGGUGGAUAUGGUGGAGGUGGAUGGGGAGGGGGAGGAAGAGGCGGCAGGGGAGGCUGGGGAGGCCGUGGAGGUGGUCCAGGGGGUCGGGGUGGCUGGAGAGGACGAGGGGGAUUUGGGGGAGCAAAGCAGAUUGCAAUCUGUGGCUGUACUUGGUGCUCCUUUCUCCGGAGGACAGAAAAGAAGUGGCGUUGAGCAUGGACCGAAGGUGAUACGAGAUGCCGGCUUGAUCGAGAGACUGUCUGCUUUAGACUCUUCUAUCCAUGAUUUUGGGGACCUGACAUUUUCCAAAAUAGAGAAUGAUGAAACCUACAUGGAAGUGAACACCCCGCGCACUGUAGGAGCCGCCUCUAAGAAGCUGUCUGGAGCCGUGAGCAGAGCCAUUGGAGCAGGGCACACCCUGGUUAUGCUGGGAGGGGAUCACAGUCUUGCCAUGGGCUCAGUACAAGGCCACGCCCAGCAGUGUCCGGACCUGUGUGUGAUCUGGGUGGACGCCCACGCAGAUAUCAACACCCCUAUGACGUCUCCUUCUGGGAACAUGCACGGACAGCCAGUGUCCUUCAUGCUGAAAGAGCUGCAGGACAAGGUCCCAGAUCUUCCAGGUUUUGGGUGGAUGAAACCGUUCCUUACCUCAAGAGACAUUGUGUACAUUGGUUUGAGAGAUGUCGACCCUGGGGAGCACCACAUACUGAAAAACCUUGGUAUUCAGUACUAUUCCAUGAGAGACAUUGACAGACUUGGCAUUCAAAGAGUCAUGGAGGUCACACUUGAUAAUCUCAUUGGCAGACAACAGCGUCCAAUCCACUUGAGCUUCGACAUUGAUGCGUUUGACCCAGCCCUCGCUCCAGCCACCGGGACCCCAGUGAACGGAGGGCUGACCUAUAGAGAGGGCAUCUACAUCACGGAGGAGAUCCACAACACAGGCCUGCUGUCAGCCAUGGACCUUGUAGAGGUUAACCCAGUGUUGGGUGCAACCCCUGAAGCCAUUGAGGCCACUGCGGCUUUAGCCGUGGAUGUGAUCGCCUCUUCUCUGGGGCAGACGAGAGAAGACUCUUCUAUCCAUGAUUUUGGGGACCUGACAUUUUCCAAAAUAGAGAAUGAUGAAACCUACAUGGAAGUGAACACCCCGCGCACUGUAGGAGCCGCCUCUAAGAAGCUGUCUGGAGCCGUGAGCAGAGCCAUUGGAGCAGGGCACACCCUGGUUAUGCUGGGAGGGGAUCACAGUCUUGCCAUGGGCUCAGUACAAGGCCACGCCCAGCAGUGUCCGGACCUGUGUGUGAUCUGGGUGGACGCCCACGCAGAUAUCAACACCCCUAUGACGUCUCCUUCUGGGAACAUGCACGGACAGCCAGUGUCCUUCAUGCUGAAAGAGCUGCAGGACAAGGUCCCAGAUCUUCCAGGUUUUGGGUGGAUGAAACCGUUCCUUACCUCAAGAGACAUUGUGUACAUUGGUUUGAGAGAUGUCGACCCUGGGGAGCACCACAUACUGAAAAACCUUGGUAUUCAGUACUAUUCCAUGAGAGACAUUGACAGACUUGGCAUUCAAAGAGUCAUGGAGGUCACACUUGAUAAUCUCAUUGGCAGACAACAGCGUCCAAUCCACUUGAGCUUCGACAUUGAUGCGUUUGACCCAGCCCUCGCUCCAGCCACCGGGACCCCAGUGAACGGAGGGCUGACCUAUAGAGAGGGCAUCUACAUCACGGAGGAGAUCCACAACACAGGCCUGCUGUCAGCCAUGGACCUUGUAGAGGUUAACCCAGUGUUGGGUGCAACCCCUGAAGCCAUUGAGGCCACUGCGGCUUUAGCCGUGGAUGUGAUCGCCUCUUCUCUGGGGCAGACGAGAGAAGGUGCCCACGCCCCCCUCCACGAGGAACCCGCCGUGAGCGCAGAGGACACAGAACAGCUCAGACUUUAA